This is a messenger RNA of Pelecanus crispus (Dalmatian pelican), 1108 nucleotides long. RefSeq names its product nuclear apoptosis inducing factor 1 (gene NAIF1). The record is from RefSeq and is a predicted model, not a curated record. Lineage: Eukaryota; Metazoa; Chordata; Aves; Pelecaniformes; Pelecanidae. Gene Ontology annotation, cellular component: nucleus.
UUCUCGGAGCGAGAGGUGGAGAUCAUCGUGGAGGAGCUGGAGCGAGGCAAGCACCUCCUCAUCAACCACUUCAAUGCGGGUGUGCCCCUGGCCGCCAAGGCCGCCGCCUGGCACGACAUCCUGCGCCGUGUCAAUGCCGUUGCCACCUGCCACCGCGAGCUGCCCGAGGUCAAGAAGAAAUGGUCCGACCUCAAGACCGAGGUGCGACGCAAAGUGGCCCAAGUCCGGGCUGCCAUGGAAGGGGGAGGCGAGAGCCAGAACGGCAACGGCAACGGGCCGGAGAGCGAAGACCCAACGGGCACCGCAACCACCCCUGUCAUCCUCACCCCCAUGCAGCAACGCAUCUGCAACCUGCUCGGAGAAGCCACCAUCAUCAGUUUGCCAAGUGGGGACUGCAGUGCAGGUGACGGGACCGAGAUACCCAUCACCGCAUCAGCCACUACGGUCACCCUGACCCAGAUUCCUGCAGAGACAACCUACCACAGUCUGGAGGAUGGAGUUGUGGAGUACUGCACAACAGAAGCCCCCACCACAGUCACCGCCGAAGCACCCUUGGAGAUGAUGGCACAUCAACACGAAGUGUCUGCGAAACCCCAGGAGCUGAAAAGCCGAAUUGCUCUGAACUCAGCCAAGCUCUUACAGGAGCAGCGAGUGACCAACUUGCACGUGAAGGAGAUUGCCCAGCACCUGGAGCAGCAGAAUGACUUGCUUCAGAUGAUUCGUCGCUCUCAGGAGGUGCAGGCAUGCGCCCAGGAGCGACAGGCACAAGCCAUGGAAGGAACACAGGCAGCACUGAGUGCCCUCAUCCAGGUCCUCCGCCCCAUGAUUAAGGACUUCCGUCGAUUUUUGCAAAGCAAUACACCCAGUCCGUCGGUCACUGCUGACCCCAGCCAGACGGGGCAGCAAGAUGGAAUGAUCCAAUGAAAGAAACAGUGAUGGGAUGUCUUUCUUGGGGAAAAAACCUGCCCGUGCUGCCAGUGGACACAGGGAGCAAGGGGUGCUAGCUCUUGUCAACAUGAAAUGGCUCACCUUGGAGUCCUGCUGAGCCUAAACAGCUUGCUUUCUCUGCUAAUCUUGUGCUAAUCUGCUUUUUCAGACUCAUCGUACA